GCCACACUCCACGCCACUUCUGCUAAAAAACUACGCGAAAAAUAUGCCAUAAAAAGUUAGAAUUUAACGUAUUUAUUUAUCUUUCGCGGAUAACGAAGUGCGAAGUAGCACCGGGGCGUAUACAGCUCCAGACCCCAGCCUCUUCCAUCGACCGAGGACUCCCAGCAAACCGGCAGGAAGAUGGCGGAUCCGCUCAGUCUGCUGCGGCAGUACAACAUAAACAAAAAGGAGAUUGUCGAGCGCGACAGCCAGAUCAUCUUUGGCGAGUUCUCCUGGCCAAAGAGCGUGAAGACCAACUAUCUCAAAUAUGGCUCCGGCAAAAAGGGUGCUCCACGUGAGUACUACACGCUGGAGUGCCUGCUGUACCUGCUCAAGAAUGUUAUGCUGCAGCACUCCGUCUAUGUGCGCCAGUGUGCCGCAGAGGAUAUACCCGCCGUGAAUCGUCCGGAUCGUAAAGAACUGUUGGCCUAUCUCAACGGCGAGACACCAACGUGUGCCAGUAUCGACAAGAGUGCUCCACUAGAGAUACCCACCCAGGUGAAACGUGCCGCUGAGGGUGAACCCUCCAGCGUUGAGGUGGCCGCCAAAAAGGCCCGUUUCGAGGAGACGCAAGUGCAGAAGGUGCGUGAACAGUUGGCCGCCCGUUGGGAUGUUAACCAAAAGGAGACCGCCGUUAACAUGGACAACAUCAAGUCACUGUCCGAGACGAUGUCCGUUGAGAAGAUCGCUGCCAUCAAGGCUAAGCGUCUGGCCAACAAGCGAACCACCAUAAAACGGACUGAUAAUGAUGAGACCAUGGGCACAGACUUGCGUGCCAUCCUGGACUACGAUGUGGAUUCCACAAAAGAUAUCAUCAGCAGGGAGCGACAGUGGCGCACGCGAACCUCUAUAUUACAAAGUACGGGAAAGAUAUUUGCAAAGAAUAUAUUCGCCAUGCUACAGGGCAUCAAGGCGCGCGAGGAGGGCCGCAAUCGUCCUCAGGCGCCUAAUCCCAUCAAGAUGCCGGAACCGGCGCGGAUAGCCAAACCGCAACCACAGCUCUCGCAGUACAAUCGUUACGAUCAAGAGCGAUUCAAUCGACAAAAAGAGGAAACCGAGGGCUUUAAGAUCGAUACGCUGGGAACGUACCACGGCAUGUCGCUGAAAUCCGUGACGGAGGGUUCACUAGCACAGCGCAAGGCGCAAGCGAACAAUUUGCCGGGAGCGCCUGGUGGAAUCCCUGGAGCACCCGCCGGUCGGCCCAAGGAACUGCUACCCACGGCCCAGGCCCGACAGCUGCCCGCCAAUGGACCAACGAAGCGACCUUCUCGAACCCCCAUCAUUAUUAUACCGUCUGCCAAUACAAGCCUCAUCACCAUGCUCAACGUAAAGGACAUUCUGCAGGAGCUCCGCUUCAUGUCCACCGCCGAGAAAAAAAUGCAAGGCUGCCAGCGCGAGAGCGAAGUGCUGUUACAGCGAAAGCGGAACAAUCAGACUGUGUCUUACCGGGUGAUAGACAAUCCUAUCAAACUCUCGCAACAGGACUGGCAACGGGUGGUGGCCGUCUUCGUUAUGGGACCACAGUGGCAGUUCAAGGGCUGGCCCUGGGAAGGCAAUCCUGUUGAGAUAUUUUCCAAAAUUUGCGCCUUUCAUUUGUGCUUUAGCGAGCUGAAAUUGGACUCCAAUGUGGAGCGUUGGUCUGUGACACUGCUCCGACUCUCGCAAAACAAACGACAUCUGGAUCGUGCCGUGCUUAGCAAAUUCUGGGAAACUUUGGACAAAUAUAUGGCCAAAUACAAACCCGAUCUAAGGUUUUAGCCCUAGCUGCUUCUUUUGAUCGUUUUGCUGAAUCUUUAUUGCAAUGAUGACAUCUGCACAGUUCCCAAAACCACACCGGGAUUAGUUUCCACAAUUCUAUACGAUACGUAACUUUCUAAUAAGUAUUGCAAUCAAGUUACAUCAUGCGCUCAGCUUGACUAGGAAAGACCAACCGUAACUGGGUCUUUAGGCCCGUCCAAUUUCCCGUUUAUAUCCCUGUCCAGGAUUCUCUCUCGCUUUUGGCAGCAGUAGAAACCGCUGGCCUGCGAUAGUGCAAAUAGGGCCGCGGCCAGUUUAGAGCUUAAGAUAAAAAGUUUGUCGUUCGACUUGUACAAUGUAAACUAUAAAAAAGAAACGGAUCAGAAAUCAAUUAAUUUGUAUUUUUAGUGAUAAUAAACAGUUACAAGACAUUUUGUUUUGCUUAUGCAGCCAUGUGGUUAACAUAAUGCGCCGCGAUCAAAAAUAA
Molecule: messenger RNA, 2263 nt
Organism: Drosophila eugracilis
Lineage: Eukaryota; Metazoa; Arthropoda; Insecta; Diptera; Drosophilidae
Gene: hyx
Product: parafibromin
Exons: 5
Coding region: 181-1797 (538 amino acids)
Biological process (GO): transcription elongation by RNA polymerase II; positive regulation of transcription elongation by RNA polymerase II
Cellular component (GO): Cdc73/Paf1 complex
Molecular function (GO): RNA polymerase II complex binding
Source: RefSeq, a predicted model, not a curated record